Molecule: messenger RNA, 3307 nt
Organism: Sycon ciliatum
Lineage: Eukaryota; Metazoa; Porifera; Calcarea; Leucosolenida; Sycettidae
Product: misshapen-like kinase 1
Exons: 33
Coding region: 442-3303 (953 amino acids)
Biological process (GO): protein phosphorylation
Molecular function (GO): ATP binding; protein kinase activity
Source: RefSeq, a predicted model, not a curated record
UCGUUUCCCUGCACUUCUAGUUCUGUGGAGGCUCCUCUUUUUGUCACUGUCUGCAGUGCAAGUAAAUUUAGUUGAGUGGAGAAGGCCACUGCUGUGCUUGUAUGCUGUUGCUGCCUUCUUUCUUGCAAAACUCUGAGGACGGAUUACCUGUGAGGCACUUCCGGCGGGAUCGGGAGCGGUUGACGGACUAGAGAGAAUGACUACUAGAAAGUAAUGCUUGUUUGCAUGCAGCGUGCCGAGCCGAUGUGUGCUGAGUGAAGCGGAGGUGAUCACUUCGCUUACGAGCGCCGUUCUCCUGCUCAUCUCCUUCACACCUCUGCAAGCACGAGCAGAUCGCUGUGCGGUGCCUUUCAGCGGUGUUGGUGGCGCUAGGUAACUGGUUAGAAGCUUAGCACGUAGAAGGUCAGGUGUUAGCUGGUGAGGUCAGGACUUGCUGGAAUCAUGGCGGGACUUGGUGAUAUCGACCUCAGCCAGUUGAAGGACCCAGCUGGAAUAUUUGAGUUGGUGGAAGUGGUCGGGCAUGGCACCUAUGGCCAGGUGUACAAGGGUCGCCACACAAAAACUGGACAGCUGGCGGCGAUAAAAGUGAUGGAUGUAACAGAGGAAGAAGAAGAGGACAUCCGGCUGGAGAUCAACGUACUGCGGAAGUAUUCCCAUCACCCGUGCAUUGCCACGUACUAUGGAGCGUUCAUCCGGAAGAACCCAGAUAGAGACGACAGCCUUUGGCUAGUCAUGGAGUUCUGCGGCGGAGGCUCCAUUACGGACCUAGUAAAAAGCUCUAAGGAACAGUCACUGCGAGAAGAGUGCAUUGCCUACGUUUCCAGAGAGGUGAUGAAGGGUCUGAGCCACCUUCACGAGAACAAAGUCAUCCAUCGCGACAUCAAAGGACAAAACGUUCUGCUCUGCGAGAAUGGAGAUGUGAAGCUGGUGGAUUUCGGCGUUUCUGCCCAACUUGUCAGGACCAUAGGAAAGCGCAACACGUUCAUCGGUACACCAUACUGGAUGGCCCCGGAGGUCAUCGCUUGCGACCAGCAAGAAGACGCGUCGUAUGAUCACAGGUGUGAUGUGUGGUCGGUUGGCAUUACUGCAAUAGAGAUGGCGGAGAGUGAGCCACCUCUCUGCUCAAUCCAUCCUAUGCGUGCCUUGUUUCUCAUUCCACGCAAUCAACCUCCAAGGCUCAAGUCGAGGAAGUGGUCGCGAAAGUUCAUGCACUUUGUUGAGCAGUGUUUGCUGAAGGACUUUCGCAGACGUCAAACUGUAGAUGAGCUCCUUCAGCAUGACUUUAUGAAGGAGGUGAACGAACGGUACAGUCGGAUUCACCUCAAGGACAUGAUUGACAAGUCCAAAAGGAAGAAAGCCAAUGCUGGGGACGAUGACUACACGUAUUCUGGCAGUGAUCCCGAAGAUGAACCCUCCGAGGACACCGGCACCUUACGACUGGCAAGCUCUGCUGGUGAUAAUUCCACACUCCGUGCUGCUGGUCGAGGAGAUUCCCAUGCGGAUAAAGCAGCAGCAAAGGCUUCUCCUGAGCCGGUGCGGAAGUCAUCGGAAAGUCCUGUCCAGCCGCGCACUACACCACCACCAAUGGAUCGUGGACAUCAGCGUUUGUCGUCGCUAGGGAUGCUUCCGCUUCCGUCGCAACAACGACAAGACAUUCGUGAAGAGGAGAAUGCCGGCACUAGUAGUGCCACUGGUACGAUGAUUGUCAAUGAAAGUGAUAGUGACUCCGACACGGAAGAUCAGAAGAGUGGCACGUUGAUUCGCCAGUACAGUGCUGAGCCAGUGCGGCGCGUCAGCGAAGUAUCUCCACUGGCAACAAGUGGCAACGCUACAGCUGCAGCAGCCUCAAAUCUCACCACAACACCAACAGUUGUGACCUCAUCCAGUCCAGACUUGCUAGAUGAAGAUCCCAGCUUCCAGCUAACAACCAACAUCUUGCAGAGGGAGAGGGGUGAUUCACCACGCCAAUAUGGCGCCGCUGGUGACUCUCGGCGAGGCAGUAUUGCAGCCACUGUGACUCACAUGGGUCCACUCAUCGGCAGUCAUCUACCUGCUCACAUGGCACUGUCACCACGCUCAUCUACCGGCUCGAACUACUCGUCUUCAUCCGCCGGUGCUACAUCUGGGACGUCAGGAGAUUCCAGCGGACUGUCUCAUCAGGUAUCUAAUGCCUCGUUCCAAGCGUAUGGCUUCAACGCGUCAACACCCGGCAAGAACACUCCUCCACCGCCGCUAGCAGCCACACCGUCGGCUCCCGUUGUAAACCUGAACCCCGCAGCAUCCAAGCAGUCCGGCCCGGCAAGUAUGGUUCCUGAGAUUCGAAAGUACAAGAGCCGAUUCAAUUCCGAUAUCCUGUGUGCUGCCCUAUGGGGUGUGAACCUGCUUGUUGGCACUGACAAUGGACUAUUCCUUCUGGAUCGCAGUGGGCAUGGUAGAGUGUACCCGCUAGUUGGACGGCGUCGCUUCCUGCAAAUCGAAGUCCUGGAAGGUCUGAAUGUGCUUGUCACUAUAUCGGGAAAGAAGAACCGCAUUCGUGUUUACUACCUCAGCUGGCUCAGGAACAAGGUUAUUCGCGGCGAAGAGUAUGAUGCACACAGCAAGUCUGGCUAUGCUGAAGUCGGCUCUGUGGAAGGCUGCGUUCAUUACCGCGUCGUGAAGUAUGAGCGCAUGCGAUUCCUUUGCAUUGCCAUGAAAACUCGCAUAGAGGUGUUUGCCUGGGCACCCAAGCCCUAUCACAAGUUCAUGGCCUUCAAGAGUUUUGUGGAUGUCGCCCAGCGGCCUCUGCUAGUAGAUAUGUUCGUGCAUGACAGCACCAAGCUCAAGCUGGUUUACUGCUCCGCUGAAGGUUUCCACAUCAUUGACAUGGAGACGGGACACAUUGGUGAUCUCUAUAUCCCGUUCCAGCAUGUCCCAGUGCAUCAAAGUCGAACAAUCACUCCACACGCCAUCAUCCCCAUACCCGGUACGGAUGGAGCUGAGCUACUGCUAUGUUUCAACCAUGAAGGUGUAUAUGUCGACCUGUCCGGACAAGUCAUCCGUGACAUCCGCCUGCAGUGGGGCGAAGCACCGACGUCCAUCGCUUACAUUGGACAAGGCAGUGUAAUGGGCUGGGGCACGCGUGCUAUUGAGAUCCGCAACCUUCACUCCGGUGAGCUCGAUGGCGUCUUCAUGCACAAGCGGGAGCAGAAAUUGCGCUUCCUGUGCGAGCGCAACGACAAGGUCUUCUUUGCGUCACUUCGCGGUGGUUCGUCGCAGAUCUAUUUCAUGAGCUUGAACCGUGGAUUUGCCCAGUACAACAACUAACACG